AUGGUUAUGAAAUCUGAAUUGACUUCAGUUUCUGUUGCUGACCUUGUUGAGAAGCAGACCGUUGGAUCUGAAUGGUGUGCUUUGCGAUGGCAGCGCCAUUCUAGUAUUAGUGUGCUCAUUACUAAGACUACUUCUUCUGAGUUGCUGAUAACCUUAUUCAUGGUUAUGUUGACUGCCUUGACUUUCUGUAAGCUCAGACUCAACGGAGAUGAUAGUUUUGAAGCUUGUGCUACCAUGGAGCAUUCAAAACAUUUGUACAAGCUUCGAUGCUAG
Molecule: messenger RNA, 273 nt
Organism: Sphenostylis stenocarpa
Lineage: Eukaryota; Viridiplantae; Streptophyta; Magnoliopsida; Fabales; Fabaceae
Source: the annotation of a GenBank genome assembly